Molecule: messenger RNA, 5255 nt
Organism: Sceloporus undulatus (fence lizard)
Lineage: Eukaryota; Metazoa; Chordata; Lepidosauria; Squamata; Phrynosomatidae
Product: tumor necrosis factor ligand superfamily member 10-like
Exons: 5
Coding region: 321-1121 (266 amino acids)
Biological process (GO): immune response
Cellular component (GO): membrane
Molecular function (GO): tumor necrosis factor receptor binding
Source: RefSeq, a predicted model, not a curated record
CUGUCUCUGGCCCCUGGCUGCUCUCUCUCCCAGCCCCAGGAGGAAGAAGAAUAGGCCGGAGAGAAGGAGCCUAAGGGAGGGGGCUGCUGGGCUUCGUCUGCCUUCCUUCCCUUCGGGGCCCCAACCCUCCUCCCUUCCAGCUGCUCUGGCAAAGGGAACCCAGGAGCCCCACUUAGGAGCCAGGAUGCCCUCUUGCCACCCAGGGAUGGGCAUCUUUCUCAUCGAUCUGUAGCACCGUUCAACCUUUUCUAGCCUGAGUUUUGGUGGAGUCCAGGCCAUGCCAGAGAUGCCAGGAGCUGGCCCUGUCUGAGCGUUUGUGGAUGGAGAAGAGGGAAGGGGACGGCCCUGCGCACUCUUUCAGGAUGGAAAGCAAUCCCUUCCUCCAGCUCAAGGCUCAGGCCCAGGGCACUUCGGAGGAGUUGCGAUGCCUCCAGCUUGUCAACCGGCUGCAGGAUCUCUCCAACUGGGAGGAACUGGUGGACAACCAGUCCUGCCUCAAGCUGGCCGGCAGCAUCAAGGAUUAUGUCUCCACGGUGAUGGAGAACGUUGUCCAUAAAGGAGCUCAGACUGGAAGUCCAGAGAAGCUCACUUCAGAUCGACCACUGAUGAGCCAGACAUCUGGCGGCAAACCUUCGGCACACCUGACCCUCAGGAGACAGACCCCUGUCCGGCCAGGAGCCCUGGCACACUUUGGGGAGCUGCAGCAGUCCUGCCAGCACCCCAUCCCUCACUGGGCCAACCAGACCUUGCAUGCCCACCUCCAGAACAUCACCUUCCAGGAGGGCAAGCUGCACAUCAGCCAGCCAGGAAAGUACUACGUCUACGCGCAGAUCUACUUCCGCUAUCCCACCGAGGAGGGCACUGGCGCCCGCACCUUUGGGCACCAGCUGGUGCAGUGCAUCAACCUCCAGAACUCUUACGGGCAGAACGUCUUGCUGCUGAAGGGAGUGGGCACCAAGUGCUGGGCAAAGGAUGCCACGUAUGGGCUCCACGCUCUCUACCAGGGCGGCCUCUUCGACCUCAGAGCUGGGGACAAGCUCUUUGUCUCCGUCUCCUCCCUGGACAUCAACUAUGGUGACGCAGCCGGCAGCUACUUUGGGGCCUUCCGCCUGGAUGGCUGAAAGCGGUGGGACCCUUUUUGGAACUGCUUCCUGGCCAGAGGCCCCCACGGACCCUAUUGCUUUUGCCCUUCAAUGCAGCCAUUGGCCAGUGGGGCCCCUUAACCAGUUGGACCAGCCUGGAACCAGCAGGAGAUGCCUGAGGCUACUGGAAUGGCAGCGGCCCUGUGACUAGUCUUUCUCCUUUCGUUAGUGGUUGUGACGAAGGUUGCUCCUCAAAGGCAAGAGCCAAGAAUUGGGGCCCUUGCAGACUAGCGAUCUCUGGCUCAUCCCACCUUAGAAGAGGGGUGAAAAGAGCAGAUGAGCACAACUCAACCUCUGUGGACAUGGUGGGACUUGCACAGUGGUGCAAAGCUCAGUCUUGCAUAAUUUCCCAUCUGUGAUUUGACAAAGAGAAGGGAGCUCUCCUUCACAUACCUUCCUCCAGGUAGGUAAAGCAGGUAAAGCAAGACAAGUGACCAAGAAGUGAAACGAAAAACCAAAGCUGAGCCUUCACUGGUGCCCAGGUCUGGCUGGCAGGUAUCCCUGAUGAGUUUGGGGCAGCUUUUGGACUGACCAGGACAGCUGCCCUCCCUCUUCCAUAUUCUCCACCUUUGGCGUAACUUUCUGCCAACCUGGGAAUUCUUCCCAUAAUUUCAAUUGAAAAACAGGGUUUAAAAAUAUCUCCUAAUGGCAUUAGGGGAAACAGAAAACCAGUUCCUGAGGAACAGUCUCCCUUAAGAAUGGCUGCAUGCGAUGCUGCACUUGUUGCAUUUAAGUGAGUCAGGUUAUCUGGUCUACUUUGCUAAACUGCCUUGGCAAGAAAUGUAGGUCAGUGUGUCACCCGCUUGCACACCUUGCAGACAUGAGAGAGAGACAGAGAGAAGACCUGAGAGAUGGAGGGGCAUCUUGGCUUCCUAUUCCUGGUGCAACUGGACCCAGGAAGCCAUCCUCUUGGUAUCGCUCUCUCUCUCUCUCUCCCCAAACCGGGUGUGACACUGACUGGCAUUUCAGGUUUGCAUAAAAGCUUGCUGCUCAGAUGAACUCAGGUGAACUUGGCUGCCCUGGACAAGAAAAUCUGGUGCUAGUUGGAAAGUCAGAACAGACAGACAUGAGAGGGAAGAGGGAAGGCCCCUUCUGUCAAUGUGGACAGUCUGGGAAACUGAGGCAAUCACAGCUGGGCCUUUCUUGCAAUGGGAAUAAAGAAAGCUGAUUUACAGGGAAACAUAAGCAGCAACUAAAAUGCACAAGAGCCUAAAGGCCAGACUGGGUAUAGCGGAGUAACCUUGUCAGGAGGUAAGAGGUUGCCACUUAACAUUUCCUCCUUUGAGGCUGUUGGGUUUUGCUGCCAAUCGCGUUUUCAGAAAGAGAGACGCCCAACUGCUGCCACACUGUGGCUGUUUGUCAGAGGCAGCUGUUAGCCAAGGAAAAAUAAUUCUGCACAGACACAGAUAAGGAUAAAUUAUCCCAGACUUAGCAUGGCAGCUCUGCCCAGGGAAAAGAGACCUGGGUGCACCUCUGGGAUGGGCAGAGGGUCCAGGGGUCCAGCUGGCCUUGCCAACCCCUUCACUCCUCUGCUGCGGAACAAUACCCAGGGCCCUCUGACCAUAACGACCACCUGGCUGGCCAGCAAUGGUUCUCUAGGGUACCAGACCCGUUGCUCAUCUGGGCCUCCUUUUUGACCAAAGACAGCUAGGAUAAAUAUGGGUUCUGAGCAAGUGAGAAGCAGAGCUUGGACACAAUCAGAGUUAGCACUGAUGCAUCAGUGCAAAGAUGUUGAAAUUAACCGGUCAACCAUUAAGAAAAAUUAAUGUUUUGUUUGUUGAGUUAUUUUGCAACUUAAUCAUAAGAAGAGUUUAGACAUAUUAGAAAUGGCCAAUAAUGGGAACAUCUUAAUUGUUACUCAGUGCCAACUGGCAUUUGAUGAUUUUCAAAACACUGUUGAGAACGAAUUAGGGGCCAGGAUCAACCCAGGGCAGCAGCUCCAGAUCAGAAUGGGAAUGGAUCUAGUCCCAGGCCCAGGAAAGCCAUUAACACCAGCUACUACAAGUUGCACUGGGCCCAAUGGACUAACAGUUGGUCUAGAUCAGUAGUCCCCACAUUGUGCCCUUUAAAAGAUUUUAGAGUUCAGUUCCCAGGAGCUUCAGCCAUGUUGGCCAAUAGCCAGGGAUUCUGGGAGCUGAAGUCCGAAAUCUCUUAAAGGGCACAGUUUGGGGACCUGGAGCAAGUCAGGUCUGGCCUCCUCAUCUCUGUGGAAUUGAGAGGAAUUGGGAGGAGGGUCCUUCUGCUAAACUACAAGAGAAAAUGCAUGUCUCGGUUACCUUCUUAAGGGAAGAGAGAUGCCUGGCUGCUGUUCCUCUGGGUAAAGCUAAAGAGGAUUAAACUAGCAAGCGAGUCCAUUCACUGCAGGCACAGAGGAGUCAUUCUGCUGGGGAGCAGAGUUCAAAAUGAACUUGGAAAGGGUCCCUCUCAUUCACAUAGCAGCAAAACAAGAUUUCAUUCAAGUGGCUCCUUUAAACAGCUGAUCUCUCCUUUAAAAAAAUAUAUCGGUCAGCGUAGAGAAAGGAGUUGCUUCAUCAGAAAGGCAUGCAGCAGGAAGUCCUGCCAAGAACGCUCCCAUUUGCCCCAUUGCAGCUUCAGGGAGGGCUAUUCCACCAUCAGCCCCCAACAUCUCCCUCUUCCUCUAGACUUUGUUAAGAGAAAUUAGCAGCAAAGCAACAGGGUUAUUCAAUUAUACCGUCCUUUUUACUCCUUCAUGGAACCUCUUUCCCAGCGCAACUUCAAAAGAAUUAUAUAAUAAAGUCUUUUUCUUCUAAAGAGAAGAUUAAUUUCCACAGAUUAUAUAGUGCAAUUGGUUAUCUUGUAGAAAAAAAAAAAUAAAACAUGAUUAUCAUUAGCUCCGUAAAGGGAAACGUCUCUGAAGAGUGCUCCGGAUUCUCAUCAAAAAAGAGAAACAAGGCUUUGGAGUCCGUUCAUUGUCAAGUUCGAGGGUUGGAGGUGGGAGGGCAAUGCCUCUGCCCAGCCCUUAGCUUACGUUCAGUUGAACAAUAUGGAGUCCGGGUCCUGGUUUGCCAUUUGUGCAAUGUGCUUUAAUACGUCCUUUUUGGUAAUGAUCCCCAGCAAUUUCCUGGAAAGAGUGAACAGACAGGAAAGUGGUCAGCAUGGGAAAUGCCCUUCCUCACCCAACUCCCAGCCAGUUCCCCACAAAAAGGCAGCAGAUGGAAACCUGUUGGGGGUGUAAGCAUGCACACUUCUUUUGUUGUUGUUGUGGGUGAGGCCAAGAGGCUCUUUGCUUAUUUCACCAGAGGUGACCCAGAAGCAGGGACUGCCUCCAUUCCCUUGCCAGGUCUCCAAGAAGAGGAAACAGCAAUGAGACCUCUUCCCUCCAUCACUGGAGAACAGCAAUGGGGAUGGGGAGGUGGACCUCAAAGCUCAGUUAUCUCCAUCCAUUUCCUCCGGCUGUUUGGCAAAGAGAUCACACUGCCGUGCCUUGGCUGAUGUGUUUUCUAAAAUAUGCUACGGAUAGGACUGCAUUAGCAUCCAGUCAUUCAGAUGGAAAUAAAGGGAUACCUGCCUUAUCAAAAAACCAGAAGAGCAGCUGGUCAUGUCUGUUCUGCCUCUUUCUCUCUUACAUACCCAAACUCCAGACCAUUUCAAGUUACUGACUGCUUAGGCCUCCCUCCAAGAUCCCCCCUUCCCAGGAUAAGUCAUGCUGCAAGUUUACAAAGGCUCAUUCGUUUAAAAAGCCCCUUCCCCAGCUCUUAGGAUUUCUUGGAAGGCAUAGCUGAAGAGGCUCAGAAAUAGAUUAACUCUGAAGUGCUCAAGGAGUCAAAAAUGCCCUCCUCCCCUAAAAAAAAAAAAGAUGGAGGCCAUCUAAAGAAGUGGCAGAAUAACUCGCCACUCCCUUUGGACACACUAAUUACGAUUUCUCUAAAUCUAUUGUCAACUGCUGCUUUUGAUAUUCCUAUGUUAUAUGCCUCAUUUGUAAAUAGGAUUUCUCUGUAAUUCUAUUGCCUGCUGCUGCUGCUGCUUUUGGUACUACGUGUACAAUGUUAUAUGCAUCAUUUGUAAAUACAUUAUUUUUCAUUAUUGUCAGUUAAUGGGCUUGUCUCUAUUUCUUGAGGUCCUUUUGUACAGAAUAAAAUGCUCUCAACGCUU